Folsomia candida is the source of this 1643-nucleotide messenger RNA. RefSeq lists its product as uncharacterized. Lineage: Eukaryota; Metazoa; Arthropoda; Collembola; Entomobryomorpha; Isotomidae. The record is from RefSeq and is a predicted model, not a curated record. The transcript has 3 exons. The coding region runs from base 453 to 1223 and encodes 256 amino acids.
UUGGCGGAGGUUGGGGGAGAUAUUUGCAUCUAAAGCCAGAGAAAUGCACUGCAAAUUUAGAAAGUGUAAAAGUUGUCAACCCUUUCUCCUCUUUUAAUGGAAAUACCUGCCUCUGACAAGCUUAACCAUUGUGUAAUCGUGUCGUAUGCAAAUUUCAGAUUAAUUAAUUUUGUGAUCGACCGACGUUAGUUUGGUCUAAACCCGUGAGCAUACUUUGGGAUACCUCCACUGUGAUUAUAUGUUUAAAGUAAUUCAGUAAUCAGUGAUAUGCCGGCUUCUGGCAAGCUACUAAUUCACAAGAUAUGGUAAUCUUAUCAUGCAUACAUAGAUAUCACAAUGCUAAAAAAUAUAUAUGCAUAAGCAUUUAUACUUCAAAUACAUGAAAUGUGUGGUGACUACGGAAUGCGUUGGCAUUGAGGUAGUUACAAUCAAAAGAGUGGAGAGUAAUAAAAAUGGCUUCAAACAUAUUCCUUGAAGAUACUUGUCAAGUAAGAUAUUAUGGGGUAUCAGGAGACAAAAAAACCAGUCUCGACCAGCUUUUUUCUCACGCUAACCCAGAAAAGGAUACUGUCAUCGUUCUGGUGGAUCCACACAUUUGGAACCUUAUGCAGAUGCACACCCUGGCAAAAUUAUUUGAGUGGAUGUUUGAUAACUCAUAUAAAAGUUUGAAGUAUAUUUAUCUGAUUACGAAGGAUCCAGUUCCUCCGAGGGAGUUUGAGUUCAGCAAAACUUAUAAUCCCGUUCGUCCAACACCGAAUCUUCCAAUAAUUGCGUCCGACGUUUGCACUAAUAUAUACAAGAUUGCAUGGCAGAGGUUCCUGGAUAAGAACAACGAAGAUUUUCGCAAAUCCGCGACACCAAUAUCUUUUUCUGUGAAAGCAUUCAACAGAGCGCAUGAUCGCUCAAUGACAAUUCUGAAUACCAAUGGCGUGUACCGUUUCGAUUUGGGACGUGGGAUUGGCAUAUUUCAAGCACCGUGCACAAUAUCAGAAGCUCAGCUUAUACAGACACCAUUGCAUGAUUUGAAAUGUUUCAAGUUUAUGGCGGUUAUGACCUUCAUUAAACCAAAAUCGAGUCUUACGGAUAAACAAAAACACGCCAAAAAAAGGGAUAUUUUUGUUAAGUUUUUUAAACAUGAACAUGUAGAAGCAGCAAGUGAAUUCUUCGAAGAGACUAGAGAGCGGAAAACUAAACAGCUCGCACCCGUUAAUCCAUCUAAAUGAUUCAUCCAUCAGAUAAUAAGAAAUUUGUAAAUAUAACCUACGGAUAGACAAAAUGUAACGUUGAUAAAAUGAAUAUAAACUUUUCUGGGUGUGUAUAACCGAAUUUGAGGACUUUGAGUUCACAGUUAGAACUUUUUUUCUGCUCAUGAGAAACUAGAGAUUCCUGAUUUUGUGUAAAUUUAAAUGAUGGUGGUGGAGUUUUGUCAAAUAUUCCAGUGGGGACAAAGAGGUUAAUAUUUAUAACAACACAUUUGUGUAUAGAGAUGAAAUUUAUUUCCUGAUGAAUUUACACAAACUUUCAACCACUAAAUCUUGUAAAAAUUUCCCAUCUUCUUGUAAACGUCUUGAUAAUGAAUGGCAGAUAGCAUUCGAAAUAUUGACAAAAUAAAACAAAACUUUUUCUUCGACUUUUCCACUAAA